AUGGCUCAGGAGACGGAGCAGGGAGAGAAGGGAGAGAAACAGUCGAGCGCGGUCGUCGAAAAGGCAAGGAAUACCGCGAAACCUCCCGGCACGGAUUAUAGCCUCACGCUCUUUUCCUUUUCCUUUUCUUUUCCCUUUCCCCCGCCCGCCCGCAAUUUCCCCAUUGCAAUAUUCGUCCUUUCCCACUCCGACACCGCCCGCCCCGGCCACCGCCCCGAACUCCCCCGGCCCGCAGCGCCCUCUCUCUCGUUCCUUGUGCCUCAGCCUGAGCACAGCGCCCACACGUGUUGCCCACCACCGCACUCGUCCUCGGCUCCUCGUCCCGUCCCCGUCCCCACCGUCCCCCACAUUUCUUAUUUUAUUCCCCCAAUAAUUCAGUCCGCGUCCACGCCCUCUUUUCGCCCCGACAUCCCCCCGCGCUCCCACCCGCCUGCGGGGGCGUGCACGCUCCCACCGCCCAAUUCAGAGCCCCCUUCUCUCGGUGUACACACACUCCACACAAAGCAGAACGCGCACUUCAUCUCCGCAGGCCCCCUCCUCGAGGCGGCUCAUAUUACGGCCCACACGGGCUUCGCGCUGCAUGCACCAACGGCCCACGCCUGCCUGUCCGUGACAUUGCAGGACCGCAGAAGCCUUCUCUCUCUGAUGCGGACUCUGAAUCCGUCCCAACGCCUGAUGCAGACGGACGCUGAUGGACGCGCACCGAACGUGCUUUCGCCUUCCAAGACACUCCAAAAACCCGCGCUAACGUACCUGCUGUUCCGAUCCACGCUUCUCCCUACAUACGUCAGCCGCGACCCGUCCCAGUUGGUCGUCCUUCCCAUGCCUCCACGGAGGCCAGCCACCCCCAGUCCAAUCUCGGAGCGGAAGCUGAAGCCCUCGCUUUUUGACCCGAGCGCGACGACAGGCGGUCACGAGAACAGGCGCAAACGCCUCGAGGUCGUGCUGGGAUUCAACUCGCACCCCGCGCGUCGGCUCCCUGCACGGCGCAACACAACAAUUCCCCGUUUUGGAUAUAUUCUACGGUGGCAAUCCUCUUCGCAUGGCGCACCCGCGAGCUCGAACGUUCUGCUUGGCCCUUCGAGAUGCCGGGCGGGGUGCGAUUCGCUGGUUCCGCUGCGUAGCACCAUCAAGGCCCUCCUGCUGUCCCAUCAUCGCCCAACGUGGUGCGCAGCCUCCCCCCGUCCAGCGUCGCUCGCUCGCGCGUCUCGGGUGGCGGUUGCCAACCCCACCACGCCGGCUGGCAACUGUAGUCGAAUUCCUUUUGAUGCCCAAGCCGCCAACGAGCGACAUAAUCCGCAGGCCCACACGGGCCAGCGCUUCUUUGUUCCGUUCGAUCAGAGCACUCCCGGGCGUCCACCCUCGAAGAUCCGGGUGGAAGCGUAUUAG
Heterobasidion irregulare TC 32-1 is the source of this 1389-nucleotide messenger RNA. RefSeq lists its product as uncharacterized. The record is from RefSeq and is a predicted model, not a curated record. NCBI's taxonomy places the organism in Eukaryota, Fungi, Basidiomycota, Agaricomycetes, Russulales, Bondarzewiaceae. Bases 1 to 1389 code for a protein of 462 amino acids. The transcript has 4 exons.